Molecule: messenger RNA, 5232 nt
Organism: Microtus oregoni (creeping vole)
Lineage: Eukaryota; Metazoa; Chordata; Mammalia; Rodentia; Cricetidae
Exons: 3
Coding region: 224-2737 (837 amino acids)
Biological process (GO): cellular response to interferon-beta; defense response
Cellular component (GO): endoplasmic reticulum membrane
Molecular function (GO): GTPase activity; GTP binding
Source: RefSeq, a predicted model, not a curated record
CUGGAAGGAAAUCUGGGCAGAUCAGCCUUUGCUUCCCAGCUGUUCUGCUUUCCGAAAACACCAGAAACCCAGCACUGAGCAUUCGGUCUGGCUGCUGGACAUCCCAGCUAAGAAGACGCCAUAGACAGCUACCCCAGCGACCUAGUUCCCAGGGAAGAGGGGACAUCACAGGAGGGUCACUCACUUCAUCACUGGGGAGCAGCACCAUCAACUGUUACCAGCCAUGGGUCAGUCCUCCUCUUCUACACCCCCUCAGAAGGAGGAGCCUGAUUUGACCUCCAGCUUGGACACAAAUCUUUACAAUUUCAAGAUGGAAACCAAGAUCCUGUCUCAGGAAUUAACCACCUUGAUUGGAUCAUACCUAAAGGACGGAAACCUGCGGGGAACAGUUUCUGCAAUCAGCGAUGCUCUGAGUGACAUCGAGAAAAUCCCACUAAACAUCGCAGUGAUGGGGGAGAUUGGGGCUGGAAAAUCCAGUCUCAUCAAUGCUCUACAGGGAGUGAGGUCUGAUGAAGAGGGUGCGGCUGCUUCCACCGGAGUGGUAUGUACCACCACUGAGAGAAAACCAUACCCAUACUCCAAGGCUCCCAGUGUGACACUCUGGGACCUGCCGGGCAUCGGGUCCACUGCCUUCCAACCACAAGAUUACCUGAAGAAAAUCAAGUUUGAGGAGUAUGACUUCUUCAUUAUUGUCUCUUCUGGACGCUUUAAACACAAUGAUGCAGAACUAGCCAAAGCCAUCGUGCAAGUGAAUAGGCGUUUCUAUUUUGUUCAAACCCACACAGACAAUGAUCUAAUGGCUCAAAAACAGUGUAGUCCUCAGAGAUUCAAUAGAGAGAACACCUUAAAGCAGAUUCGAAAUUCCAUCUCAAGUAUACUUAAGGAAGUGACCCAGCAGGAGCCUCCAGUCUUCUUAGUCUCUAACUUUGAUGUGUCUGACUUUGACUUCCCAGAGCUGGAGGCCACCCUUCUGAGGGAGCUCCCAGACCACAAACAUCACAUCUUCAUGCUCACUUUGUCAGUUGUUACACAGUCUGCCAUAGACCAGAAGAGGGACACACUGAAACAGAAGGUCUGGAGGGAUUCCGUAAUGCCAAGAGCAUGGGUCACCAUACCAUUUAAGGGCUUGACCAAAAAUGACAUAGAGAAGUUAAAAGAGACUUUGAACUUCUGCAGAUCUUCCUUUGGCCUGGAUGAGGCAUCCCUGGAAAACAUCGCUGAGGAUUCGCACGUGGCCCUGGAGGAACUCAAGGAGAACAUUAAGUCUCCGCAUUUGUUCUCAGAAGAGCAGGGUAAAUCCUUAACAGAUAAACUUUUGGAGUACAUUAGCCGUCCUUACUUUUCAAAGACUUUCCAUUUGCAAAAUUUCUUCAUUGACACUGUGGCAAAUGAUGUUAAAAUUCUCCUUAGCAAAGAAGAGCUUUUCACAGAGAGGCAUCUUUUCCUGGAAACAUCUGCAUGUAAGCCUUCCAGACCCUCCCCUUCAACGGCCCAGCUUUUGGAAUCCAGCUUUGAAAUUUUUUUUAAGAACUUCAAGAAGGAAAACAAAAUUCUCUCUGAGGAAACUAUCACCUUGAUUGAAUCCCACCUGGAGAAUAAGAACCUCCCGGGAGCGGUUUCUGCAAUCAGCAAUGCUCUCAGAAACAUCGACAGAGCCCCACUGAACAUCGCAGUGACGGGAGAAGCAGGGGUAGGCAAAUCCAGCUUUAUCAAUGCCCUGAGAGGAGUGAGGGAUGAAGAAGAAGGCGCAGCUGCCACUGGGGUGGUAGAGACAACCAUGGAGAGAACUCCAUACCCACACCCAAAGCUUCCCAUGGUGACAAUAUGGGACCUGCCUGGCAUUGGGUCCACGUCCUUCCCUCCUGAAAAGUACCUAACAGACAUGAAGUUUGGUGAUUAUGACUUCUUUAUUAUCAUCUCAGCUACACGCUUCAAAGACACUGAUGUCCAUCUGGCCAAAGUCAUGGCCAAGAUGAAUACAAAGUUCUACUUUGUCCGAACCAAGAUAGAUCAAGAUGUAAAUAAUGAACAGAAAGGUAAACCUAAGACUUUCAAUAGAGACAGCGUCUUAAAGAAAAUCCGAGACGACUGUUCAAGGCAUCUCCAGGAGACUCUCUCCAGUGAGCCCCCAGUUUUCUUGGUCUCUAACUUUGAUGUGUCUGACUUUGACUUCCCAGAGCUGGAGACCACCCUACUGAGCGAGCUCCCAGCCCACAAGCGCCAUGUCUUCAUGCUGUCCUUGCACAGUGUUACUGAGACUGCCAUUGACCGGAAGAGGGAUUUCCUGAAACAGAAGAUCCGGCUGGAGGCCUUGAAGGCCGGAGCUUGGGCCACCAUUCCAUUUGGGGGCUUGGUCAGAGAUAAGAUCCAGAAGGUAGAGGAGACCUUGGAUCUCUACAGGUCCUACUUUGGGCUGGAUGAUGCCUCGCUGGAAAAUAUUGCCAAGGAUUUUAACGUGUCUGUCAGUGAAAUCAAGGCACACCUUAAGUCUCUCCAUUUGCUAACGAGGACCAACGACAUGUCCUUAGAAAACAAACUAUGGAAAUACAUUGAAUAUAUUUCCUCUGUUACUGGGGGGCUACUUGCCACAGGCCUUUACUUUAGAAAGACUUUCUAUUUGAAAAAUCUCUUCAUUGAUACAGUGGCAAGUGAUGCCAAGACUCUUCUCAAUAAGGAGUUUUUAUCAGAGAAGCUGGCUAACCCCCCAGAAUACUGGGAAGCAGCGAUGGAGCUAUGAGGCACUUACCUUCAGGCUGGCUUUGGUCACUGACUUAUGAACUACUUUGAAGCAGCAAAUAUUUUCUAUGAAAGACCAGAGGAUUCACCUCUUUCAGAGUCUGUGGCAGCUGAAGAAGAGUCAUCAACAACGUAAACACACAUGGGAAAAACUGUCUCCCACUAUAAUAUCAUGAUGAGAACACAUGGGUAUAUAACAAGUGACUUAUAAUAUCCUUCUGAAAUUAAACUUGGAUCUUUUGUCUCAUGGAGAUUCUCCAGGCAUUGCCACAAGAAUAUCUUUUGGAGUUAUGAAGGACAGGGGGCUGAUUCCCAGAACACAUGAGGCGGUAUCUCCUGGACACAAGAGCCACAUGGUAGAUGGGACUGUGAGCAUUGUCCAUGCUACCUCCAGGAUGGACACAAGAGCCUCAGCAGCCUUCCUUAAGGGCAGAGGCAAAUCCCAUGACCCCUUUCUUCUAUCCUUAGCUCUAAGUCCAGAACCACAUGGCCGUAGCUGCCAAGUUCCGCUGCUUGCUGGGGCUAGAACAUGGCUCCCUUGUUCAUUUACAUCUUUACCAGCUACCUGGUCUUGAUGGUUCCCAUCACUGCCUCAGCUUGGCCGUUUGGAAAUUUACUCUGUAGACCAGGCUGGCCUCAGACUCAGAGACAGGCCAGCCUCUGCCUUCCCAGUGCUGGGAUUAAAGGUGUGCGCCACCACACCAGACUCUAAACUUUUCUCUAGCUCCUUUUCACGAGUUGAAAUUUUAUCUGGGUGGGAUUUUACCCUGAGGUCACCACUCCCUUUAGUAUAUUUCUUAAUCUGUUUAUCUUCUUGGACACAGGAUUUGCUCUAUUCUACUUCCUAAUGCUUUUUUCCUCCUUAAAAUUUAUAUUUUAUAAUUUACCCUGCUCAGAUUGCUCUUUUUCAUUAUAAAUUUUCAUUAGAGUUAACCUGACAUAGUACAUACCGGGCUAUUUUGAUAUUUCUUCUGCCAAUGGAAUUAAUCCAAAAGUCUUAACUUUAGCCUCAGGCAGACUCUUCAGACAAGGGCAGAAGACAGCUACUUUCUUCACUAAAAUGUCACAAGAGCUAUCUACUAAGGCAGCAUACUAAAAUUCUCCCAUAUAAACUCUUGAGCAAAUGCCCACAUUCAUCAAAUCACAUUCAACACCACUGUCUUCCAUGCUAGUACCAGUAUGGCCCAUUAAGCAGUACUUAAAGCAUUCAACUGCUUUUCUAACCCACAGUCCUAACGUCCAUAUUCCUUCAAACAAAAGCAUGGUCAGACCUGUAACAGCAAUACCCCACUCCUGGUACCAACUUCUGUCUGAGUUAGGGUUUCUGACACUGUGAAGAGACACCAAGACCACAGCAACUCUUGUAAAGGAAACAUUUAAUUGGGGUGGAAACAUUUAAUUCAGAUAUUCAGUCCAUUAUUUUUUUUAAAUAUUUAUUUAUUAUGUAUACAAUGUUCUGUCUGUGUGUAUGCCUGAAGGCCAGAAGAGGGCACCAGACCUCAUUACAGAUGGUUGUGAGCCACCAUGUGGUUGCUGGGAACUGAACUCAGGACCUCUGGAAGAGCAGGCAAUGCUCUCAACCGCUGAGCCAUCUCUCCAGCCCCCUAUUCAGUCCAUUAUUAAUGUAAUGUUCUGUCCCUUUAAGAGACAAGCCACACCCACUCUCUCCCUGUCCGUUGAGGCUGAUCUUCAGCUUCCAGCCUGAGUCCCUUCUCUUUUAUGUCCCUCCCACAAAGAAACAGCUUCUGCCUUGCUCCAUUCUCACCACUUCUCCCCUUUCGCCCUCUCUGUCUCUCUCUGUUUCUCUCUGCUCUUCCCCCUUCUCCCCUUCCCCCUUCUCCCCUUUUCUUCCAUAACCCAGUAAAUAAAUAUCCAAACUCACUCUGCAUGAUGUGCCUAUCCUUAUGUCUCUCGCCUGCCAUGUAGCUCCCUCCCCAGGAUCAGCUGCCUUCUGAGACCUGUGGCAUGAUCUCAUGUUGUGCCCAUCCAUCUGUCUCUCCUCAUAGGACUCCCUGCCCCUGCGCCAUCCCUGCCUGGAAUUCGUGGUCCACUGCAGCCACUUGGGGAACUGCCCCAUCCCUGCCUGGGACUGUCUGCUCUCGCAACCCAGUGCCUGCUGCCUGGCCCCACUAGAGGACCUGCAGUAUGGUCUCAUGGCCCACUGCCUGCUGCAGCCACUGGGGAUCCGUAGCAUUUUUACUUAACCCAUUACAAUUAUCAAGGACCAUGGUGCUGGAGAAGUAGUUGAGAGUCCUACAUUGCAGGCAACAGGAAAUGGUCUGACAGUCACACUGAGGGAAUCUUGAGCAAAAGAGACCUUAAAGUCCACCCCCACAAUGACACACUUCCUCCAGCAAGGUUAUACUUCCUCCAACAAUGCCACACCUCCUAAUAGUGCCACUCCCCAUGACUUAAGGGGAGCAAUUACUUCAAACUAUCACAAACCCUAUCUCAACAAAAAUGAAACAAACAAAAUAAAAUAAGUAACUGCCCAUU